This is a messenger RNA of Diospyros lotus (date-plum), 2067 nucleotides long. Its product is annotated as sugar transport protein MST4-like. NCBI's taxonomy places the organism in Eukaryota, Viridiplantae, Streptophyta, Magnoliopsida, Ericales, Ebenaceae. The record is from RefSeq and is a predicted model, not a curated record. Gene Ontology annotation, cellular component: membrane. The coding region runs from base 185 to 1771 and encodes 528 amino acids. Gene Ontology annotation, molecular function: monosaccharide transmembrane transporter activity. The transcript has 5 exons. Gene Ontology annotation, biological process: monosaccharide transmembrane transport.
CGUGCCUCGUGCGUUCCCUUCUCUAGCCUUCAGCUUCCAUGCACUCCGCUCUAAUCUAGAUUAACUCCUUUCAUCACUCAUCACCUCCUUCUUCGUCUUUCUCUUCCUCACAUCCAUAAUAGAGUACAGCACCAGCAUCUCUCUCUCUCUCUCUCUCUUUCUCUCUGGUUAGUUAUAUAUAUCCAUGGCGGGUGGAGGAAUAACGGCUCCAGCUGCCGGAGGGACGCAGUUCGAGGCCAAGAUCACGCCCAUCGUCAUUAUCUCCUGCCUCAUGGCCGCCACGGGCGGCCUCAUGUUUGGUUACGACAUCGGCGUUUCAGCUGGUGUUACCUCAAUGGAACCUUUCUUGAAAAAGUUUUUCCCACUGGUUUACAAAAAGACCGAAAAGGAGCAUCUGGAUCUGGACAGGAACUACUGCAAAUAUGACAAUCAAGGCCUGCAACUGUUCACGUCAUCUCUGUUCUUAGCCGGUUUGAUCGCAACCUUCUUCGCCUCCUACACCACCAGGAGGCUCGGCCGGCGGCUCACUAUGCUCAUCGCCGGCUUCUUCUUCCUCGUCGGUGUGGUGUUCAAUGCUGCCGCUCAGGACCUUGCCAUGCUCAUUAUUGGACGCAUCUUGCUCGGCUGUGGCGUCGGAUUCGCUAAUCAGGCAAUUCCGUUGUUCCUCUCAGAGAUAGCACCUGCAAGAAUACGUGGGGGACUUAACAUACAGUUCCAACUCAACGUGACCAUUGGUAUCCUCUUCGCCAAUCUGGUCAAUUACGGCACUUCAAAGAUCGAAGCAGGAUGGGGCUGGAGGCUGUCACUAGGGUUGGCUGGUGUCCCGGCCGGCCUCCUAACCCUUGGGGCCCUCUUCGUGGUGGACACCCCCAACAGCCUGAUCGAGCGCGGCCGCCUGGAAGAAGGCAAGUCUGUUCUCAGGAGGAUCCGAGGCAUUUACAACGUUGAACCUGAGUUCCAGGAGCUUCUCGAGGCCAGCCGCAUUGCCAAACAAGUCAAGCACCCCUUCCGCAGCCUCCUCAAGAGGAGGAACCGCCCUCAGCUCAUCAUUGCCGUCUUCUUACAGAUCUUCCAGCAAUUCACUGGCAUCAAUGCAAUCAUGUUCUACGCCCCAGUGCUCUUCAGCACACUGGGAUUCAAGGACGAUGCCUCCCUCUACUCAGCGGUCAUAACCGGCGCAGUGAACGUGAUCUCCACCGUGGUCUCCAUCUACUCCGUCGACAAACUGGGCCGCCGGGUUCUCCUGCUGGAAGCCGGCGUCCAGAUGUUCCUCUCCCAAACGGUGAUCGCCGUAAUUCUGGGCAUCAAGGUCAAGGACCACUCCACCAGCCUCCACGAAGGCCACGCCAUCGUGGUGGUGAUCAUGGUGUGCACAUUCGUGUCGUCCUUUGCCUGGUCCUGGGGGCCUCUGGGAUGGCUGAUCCCGAGCGAGACCUUCCCUCUGGAAACCCGGUCGGCGGGGCAGAGCGUCGCGGUCUGCGUGAACCUGCUCUUCACGUUUGUGAUGGCUCAGGCCUUCUUCUCAAUGCUGUGCCACUUCGAGUAUGGCAUCUUCCUGAUCUUCGCCGGGUGGGUGGUGAUCAUGUCGAUCUUCGUGCUGUUUCUGUUGCCGGAGACGAAGAACGUGCCGAUAGAGGAGAUGACGGAGAGAGUGUGGAAGCAGCAUUGGCUGUGGAAGAGGUUCAUGGACGAUGAGGGAGAGGCUGGCGGGAAUAUGGAUGGCAAUAAAAUUGGUCACACCAAUGGGUUUGAUCCCGCUUCCCAGUUGUAGAAACUGAUGAUGAGGAUCCAUCUUUUUCGGCUAAACCUGGAAUCAAGUGAAUUAGUGAAAGUUAGAUUAAAUAAAUCAAUUGAUACACCACGGUUUUACGUUAAUUACCACUUAUAUCUCUGUACAUAUAUAUACAGUCGUCUGAUAGAAGAAUUGGUUAAGAGUUUUGUUUCGCCUCUUCCUGAUUGAAUUGCAGUUGCAUCCCCCCUUAAUCUUUGGCUGAAUGAGGGGUCUGCAAGACUGCAACCUGCAUUACAGUUUGAUUAAAAUAUCAAUGGAUUUCUGUUAAUUUCCAA